AUGGUACUAUGUAUCUUUAAAGAGUUUUAUAGAUCCCAUACUAUGUUAGGUAACUGGGAUAUUACUUUUAAUUUAUGUGCUGAACAUCAAUUGAGUAUUUGUAAUGGAACAGUAAAAUAUGCAUGUCAAACAAAUUAUGGACCUGAUGGGUUUUUUUUGGAUGAAUAUGAUUUAGGAAGUUUAAAUAAAACAAAUUUCAUCGAUGAUGGUGUUAUAUUAACAUAUAGAGGGUAUAUAAGUCCUAACUCCACCAGAGGAACGUGUACAGAAGGUGCAUAUGAAGUAAACUAUAGAAUUACCGAUUUUAAUUUAUUGUGUGAUAAGGGUGUUGACAAUCUUGAUGUUUCAAAUGUAAUUCAACCAAUUGGUUGUUUUUAUAAUGUUACUCUUAAAAGUAAAAAAUUUUGUGAAUGUUCAUUGCAAUGUAGCCCUCCACAUGGUAAAUGUGUUAAUGGUGAAUGUGUUUGUGAUCAAUUUUCAAAUGGAACAUUUUGUGAAUACUUGAUAAUUAUUUUUGAUUCUGUUAUAAAUACUACAAUUAAUGGUGGAAUAGGGUAUAUCCAUUUCAGUAAUUUUUCAUUGGAUUCUCCAAUAUUCCAAUUAAAACUUGGUGAUGUUUAUUGUAAUGAUGUCAUAUUAUUAAACAGUUCAACAAUUCAAUUUUCAAUUGGUCCUGGUAUUGGUAUUUACAAUGUUGAAAUUAUUAAUGGAAAUUCUUCAUAUUUGUCUCUUAAUUCAUUUGCAUACCAAUGUAAUACUGAUUGCUCUCCUCCCCAUGGUAAAUGCGAUUUAAUACUUGGAAGUUGUUCAUGUGAUACUCAAACUAAUGGAACAAAUUGUGAAAAUUCAAAAUUGUUUUUAAAUAAUAUUGACCCAACUGAUGAAAAUGGUGGUACAACUUAUUUAUAUGGUUAUUUUGGAAAUACAACUUCUAAUUUAUCAAUAAUGAUUGGAGAUAACUAUUGUAUGAAUAUUGAACAAAUAAAUGAAACAUUAAUUAAAUGCGACGUUGGAAAGGGUUCUGGUUUUAAAGAUGUGAUUUUAAAAGAUAGAGAUUUAAUAGUACAUGUUUUGAAUUUAUUUCAAUACUUUAAACCAAUAACAACAAACCCACCAAAACGAUGUAUUGGUAAUUGUGGUGCUCCAAAUAAUGGAAUUUGUACUUCUACAGGUUGUAUGUGUAUUUCACCAUGGAUAGGUAAUGACUGUAAAUCUAAAAUUAUUUCAAUUCCUCAACCAUCAUUAAAUUAUUCGAAUCCAGUUACAGACAUACAAUUGAUUGACAAUAAGGUAGAUACUAAACUAUUCCGUUCACUAGUAUCAAUUGUAAAAUUAAGAGAAUUAGAUUUCCAGUCUAAACAAGUGAAUUCAUUUACAUUUAUAGAAUGGGAAUAUUAUAAAAUUAAUGAAUCAACAAAUCAAUAUAAAUCAAAUAUUACAAAUUUAGGUUUAACUACUUUUAUUAAUGUAACUUUACAAUGGUUUGAAAAUGAAACUAAUGUUGAAUUUUCAAAUCAAAAUAUUAAAAUGAACCCUUCAUCAAUUAAAUAUACAAUUGAAAUUUCUGAAUAUAAAUUCAGCAGUAACUUAAAUCAAUUACAAUUAGUAAUGAUGGCUUCAUUGUCUAUUAAUAAAACAAAUGAUAUUUGUUCAAAUAAAGAGUUUAGUGAAACUUCAAGUGGUGAUGAUUCAAAUUAUUUAAAAAUUCAAAUUGAUGAUCAUUCUUUAUAUGGUAGAUUUAUAAAAAGAGCAUUAAUUGAUUCAAUUCCAAGAUCAAUUGAUAAUGUUCCUUUGGACUCUUCAAUGAAUCAAGUUGAUAAUGCUUCUUUGUCUCAAUCAUAUAUUGGUAUUUCAGUUCCUUAUUUUAAAAAACAAAUAAUAAUUGAUCCUGAUUUUUCAGUACUUCUCAGUUCAUCUGAUUCUUUCAAAUCUGAAUCUUCAAUUUGUUCAUUUAAUAAAGAAUCAAAAUUUUCAGGUGGAUUAAUUUCAGCAAUAGUUUUAUGUAGUUUUUUUGUAUUUGCAAGUUUAGUAACAAUGGCUGUAUAUAGCUAUUAUAAAAAAAGAUAUGACAGAAAUAUAGUAAAAGAAAUUCAAUUAAAAUUAUCUAAAAGACAAGUUGAUAUAUAUAUGUAA
Dictyostelium discoideum AX4 is the source of this 2133-nucleotide messenger RNA. RefSeq lists its product as hypothetical. The transcript has 2 exons. The record is from RefSeq and is a predicted model, not a curated record. Lineage: Eukaryota; Evosea; Eumycetozoa; Dictyosteliales; Dictyosteliaceae. Bases 1 to 2133 code for a protein of 710 amino acids.